Messenger RNA from Anguilla rostrata (American eel), 1954 nucleotides. RefSeq names its product DnaJ heat shock protein family (Hsp40) member B14 (gene dnajb14). The coding region runs from base 69 to 1211 and encodes 380 amino acids. NCBI's taxonomy places the organism in Eukaryota, Metazoa, Chordata, Actinopteri, Anguilliformes, Anguillidae. The transcript has 8 exons. Gene Ontology annotation, cellular component: endoplasmic reticulum membrane. The record is from RefSeq and is a predicted model, not a curated record. Gene Ontology annotation, molecular function: Hsp70 protein binding. Gene Ontology annotation, biological process: cellular response to misfolded protein.
GUGGUAUUUUUUUUACAGCGUACGCUAGCGUGUCGAUCAGCUGACCUCGGAAAGGAAGAGGAAGAAAAAUGGAAGGUAACCGAGACGAAGCAGAAAAAUGUAUAAACAUAGCGAUUAAGGCUGCCGAAGCAGGAGACAAAGAGAAAGCGUUGAAAUUCCUGAAUAAAGCGGAGAAACUAUAUCCCACCGAGAAAGCGAAAGUGCUGCUGGAGGCCCUGAGCCGGAAUGGCAGCUCCACGGGGAACGGCACGUCUUUCCAGCGACCGGGGAACGGGACCGAGAACGGCCGGACCGGGGCGGGGGGGCACGGGCAGGAUACGGGGAACGGGGAGCCGGCCAAGGGCUUCACCAAGGAGCAGGUAGAGGGGGUGCAGAGGGUGAAGAAGUGCAAGGAUUACUACGAGGUCCUGGGCGUCAGUAAGGAUGCCAACGAGGAGGAGCUGAAGAAGGCCUACAGGAAACUGGCGCUCAAGUUCCACCCCGACAAGAACCAAGCGCCUGGAGCGACAGAAGCCUUCAAAAAGAUCGGCAAUGCGUACGCGGUCCUCAGCAACCCCGAGAAGAGGAAGCAGUACGACCUGACGGGCGGAGAGCCGCCCGCCAACGCCGGACCCACCCGCGGCGGCGGCUUCGACUUCCACUCGGGCUUCGAGGCCGACAUCACGCCCGAGGACCUCUUCAACAUGUUCUUCGGGGGAGGGUUCCCUUCCUCGAGUGCACACUCCUUCACCAACGGCAGGGCCCGGUACAGCCAGCAGCACCCCACCCACACCAGGCCGGAGCGGGCCGAGGGCCAGGGAGACGGUGGCUUCUCCAUGUUCAUCCAGCUGAUGCCCAUAGCAGUGCUGAUCCUGGUGUCCAUCCUAAGCCAGUUAAUGGUGUCCACUCCCCCCUACAGCCUCUACUCCAGACCGUCGACUGGGCAGACAGUUAAAAGGGCGACAGAGAACCUACGCGUGGAGUAUUACGUCGCCAGAGACUUCAAAUCGGAAUACAAGGGCCCAACUCUGCAGAAGAUCGAGAAAAGCGUGGAAGAGGACUACGUGUCUAAUGUCCGAAACAACUGCUGGAAGGAGAAACAAACGAAGACGGACCUGUUGUACGCAGCCAAGGUCUACCGGGACGAUCGGUUGCGAAAGAAGGCGGAGCUUAUGACCAUGGACAACUGCAAGGAGCUAGACCGGCUAAACCUGCUGUACCGGGGUGGAUGAGCUGCGGCCCCGCGGACCGCCUCACACGCGUGCACAUAAAUACGUACAUACGUGUACAUGUAUACUUUUAUACAGAGAGAAUACGUCGACAUAGAAAAGGGGGGGGGGGCGGGGGGAAGUUAGCCUUUCUGUGGGAGCUCAUUCGCCCCAUGUUCACAUCCAUUCCACUGCCACCCCCGGCCUCCACAACCCCCCCCCCCCCAACACCCUCCACCCCCCCAAGGAAACGGCCUUGCUGCAUCUCUGCGAAUCUCCACAUGCAACCCUCCACCGUCCGUUACUUCAGUUCAUGAUGGCCCAGCAUCUCUAAUCUCCCUACGAUCGCUUUUUUUUUUAAAAAGAAGAAAAAAGACACAUCGUGUACAAGGGUUAUUAUUGGGAUUUUAACCAGCCCCAUGUGCUCGACUUCAACUUCAUCUGGAUUGUUUUCCUCUCCAGUGUUUUCUUCCCCUAGACAAGACAGCAUGGACAUGUUGGCGUCUGGAGAGGCGCAGAAGAUGGCUGCUGAACAGCCGUGCCAGAACCCCUGAGUCGGGGGUACCCCGAAAACGAAGGAGAAAAUGUCAGAACUCGACCGAUUGAUGGAUCAUUUAGACCAUUUCCAUGUCAUGAGAUUGUAAAUAUUUUACUUUUGAAUGUUUUGAAGUUAUGCGAGAAUUAUUUAAGUACUUAAGAGAGCGGAGUUUAUCUUCAGUGCCGGACUAAUAAUUUGAAUAAAGUUUAAAUUAUUACCUAAACAAGAA